AUGCGUCGCUGGCUGGUAUCACGCACCGGAAGGACUCCAUCUGAGCUGGAGCAGCUCGGAUUGCAGAUAGAAGCAGGAACAACCGAGCUGCUGUCUGAGUCUGCGCGUAAACGGCGUAGGGUCGACCGAAUGCUGGACAGGCUUGAGGCCGAGGGCAGCACGGACUGGGGUGCGAUUCUCGGAGCGAUUGACGAACGAGCUGCUACGCGUGAGGCGGAAUAUCGUCAAGAGCGCGAUACCCAGCGUCGCCUAGAAGAGGAGAGGAGCGAGGAGCGCGAGCAACGCCGCGAAGAACAGCGCGAAGAGCGCGAGAGACUGCGUGAGGAACGCUUUUUAACCCUUAUUACUGCGAUUGCUAAGAAGCAAGAGUAG
Molecule: messenger RNA, 372 nt
Organism: Phytophthora sojae
Lineage: Eukaryota; Oomycota; Peronosporomycetes; Peronosporales; Peronosporaceae
Exons: 1
Coding region: 1-372 (123 amino acids)
Source: RefSeq, a predicted model, not a curated record